AUGGAUAUUGAAGGUCCUUCAUCAGUGACCCUAACAGGUUCAGGAAGCUGGUUUCAGUGGAUAUCAAUUAUCAGGAAGUACGCCGUCAACCUGGGUAUUUGGGACCUAAUUGACCCUCAACAGCCCACUAGGACAGCUAUCAACCUUCCUGAAAAGCCUAAACCUAGCGAUGUCAAGCCUGAGGCCGUGACAAUCACAGACCUUAACGACGCUCAAUUCAAGAGGCUUGAAUCCCUCCAAAACGACUAUCGGGUUGACCUUCAAACCUAUCAAAGGCAACAGAAGGCCCUGUUAAUCGUCCAACAACACAUCAUCAAGACCGUCGGUAGCUAUUACGAUAUGAUAGCUACUGAAGACAGCGUUUUAAGGCAGCUCCAGCUGCUUCAGGGUCGACUAAAGCCCACAGUCUGGGAAUUCGAAAAGAGGUCCUGA
Molecule: messenger RNA, 432 nt
Organism: Metarhizium acridum CQMa 102
Lineage: Eukaryota; Fungi; Ascomycota; Sordariomycetes; Hypocreales; Clavicipitaceae
Source: RefSeq, a predicted model, not a curated record